Messenger RNA from Cladophialophora yegresii CBS 114405, 741 nucleotides. Its product is annotated as ubiquitin carboxyl-terminal hydrolase L3. Gene Ontology annotation, cellular component: cytoplasm. Lineage: Eukaryota; Fungi; Ascomycota; Eurotiomycetes; Chaetothyriales; Herpotrichiellaceae. The record is from RefSeq and is a predicted model, not a curated record. The transcript has 2 exons. Gene Ontology annotation, biological process: ubiquitin-dependent protein catabolic process; protein deubiquitination. Bases 1 to 741 code for a protein of 246 amino acids. Gene Ontology annotation, molecular function: cysteine-type deubiquitinase activity.
AUGGCGGAAGCCGCGAAGAGAAAGAUGUUCGUCCCACUGGAGAACAAUCCAGAGGUCAUGACCAACCUCUCACGAGAACUUGGUCUCUCCUCAUCCCUGCAAUUCCACGAAGUCUACUCCCUCGACGAACCCAGUCUUCUUGAGUUUCUACCUCGACCCGCCGUUGCCCUGCUCUUAGUAUUUCCCGUCACCUCCACAUAUGAGAAAUUCCGAGCCGAAGAAGACUCAUCGGCGGAGGCAUACACCGCGUCAGGCGACCAAGAGCCCGUGAUCUGGUUUAAACAGACCAUCGGCAACGCUUGCGGUCUCAUCGGCCUAUUACACGCCAUCACGAACGGUGCAGCGAGAUCGAACAUCGUCGAAGGCAGUGAUCUGGAUAAAUUACUCAAGCAAGCCCUGCCCCUCAAACCGAUGGAACGCGCCGAGCUGCUCUACAAUAGCCCUACACUCGAAGCAGCCCACGCCGGUGCCGCCUCCAAAGGUGAAACAGAAGCACCAGAAGCUGACGCAGCUAUCGAUCUGCACUUUGUUGCAUUUGUCAAAGACAAAGAUGGCUACUUAUGGGAAAUGGAUGGCUCACGGAAAGGGCCGCUGAAGAGAGGCUUUCUAGGUCCGGAGGACGAUGUUUUGAGCGAGAAGGGUCAGGAGUUGGGUGUAAAGUCAUUCUUGAAGAGAGAAGAGGCCGCUGGUGGAGGUGAGUUGCGGUUUAGCGUUGUCAUGCUGGGGCCCAGCUUCGACUGA